CUUUCUCAGCUAAAUCUCGAACAACCAUGGAGAGGUAACACCAUCUCUAACUAACAAAACUCCAGAACGUCUGCUCUCUCCGUGUUUCCUCUUGUUGUCAAGUUUGCACUUCAGUGUGUUUUCUUCCGUCAAUCGUAUUUUCUGAUAUUCCGCUGUAAUAAGUCUGUGAAGAAAUGUCUUCCAACUAAAGGAACAAACGUACAUGUACAGAAAAUACAAACUCUGAAAAGAAACUAAGGCGACGUGAUACAUAUGGAAAGAUAUCAGCUGAUGAAAAAGAAGCAAUGUUAUUGCAACGACGCACCAAAAAAAUGGAGCUAAAAAAAUGCAAUGGUUCCAUAAAAUCAGUUGUUGAUUGUCCAGCUGAAAGAAUAAAGUGCCCAUGUGACACAAUAUUGUCAAAACAGACUGCUCUUACUAUAAGAGAGUCUUCUUCUGAUAAUGCCAAAGUAGGCACCAACCAUGAAACUCCUAUUUUAUCAACUCCUUCUAAUAAAGGAAAAGAAGUCGGUCAGUCAUUCUGUGUGUUUGAAAGAGGAUCAACAUGUGGUACAUCUGAGGGACAACAAAAUGCCUUUGUUGAAGUUGUUAGCAACAAAGUAGGUGGCUGCUAUGAAGUUAAUAGUUUAUCGAGUUCGUUUAAUACAGGAAAAAGUAUCUCCCAUCCAUUAUGUGUAUUUGAAAGAGGAUCAACAUCUGAAACAUGUAAGAGUCAACAAGAUGUCUCCCCUGAAGUUUUUUCAAACAAAGGCACCAGUUAUGAAAUUCCUACUUUAUCAGCUGUUUUUGACAAAGAAAAAGACGUCGGUCACUCAUUCUGUGUGUUUGAAAGAGAUCAACAUCCGGUACAUCUAAGGGACAACAAAAUGCAUCUACUGAAGUUGUUACCAAUAAAGUUUCCUUUUCAGUUGUGUUGAAAAGAAUAGCAGUGGUAGCAUGUAUGGCACUCCAAAAGGCUCCUCUUAGUAGCAAAUCAGCUGGAAGAAUUGGACUAAGCACAUGUUUUGUGCUGCAGUCAUUUUUCACUCUUCGCCCAAGGCUCCCGUGUCAUUUCUUUUUUGAAAUCAUGUGGAGAAGAGUCUCCUAAUUGUAACAGUUACACUUUAGCAAAUGACCUAGGGGACAUUGAGCUUCUCAUAGAAAUGAUGUUGCCUUCUUCGGUGGCAAUUUCAUAGUUGCAUGAUAAUG
Nicotiana attenuata is the source of this 1188-nucleotide messenger RNA. RefSeq lists its product as uncharacterized. The transcript has 10 exons. The coding region runs from base 285 to 917 and encodes 210 amino acids. Lineage: Eukaryota; Viridiplantae; Streptophyta; Magnoliopsida; Solanales; Solanaceae. The record is from RefSeq and is a predicted model, not a curated record.